Molecule: messenger RNA, 11184 nt
Organism: Blepharisma stoltei
Lineage: Eukaryota; Ciliophora; Heterotrichea; Heterotrichida; Blepharismidae
Source: the annotation of a GenBank genome assembly
AUGCGAGAAGAAAUGAUUUUAAUAUUUUCACUGAAGAUCAUCUUAGGAUUAUCAAUUUAUAGUUUAUCGUGCAACGAGAAUUGAUGCCCUUCUAAUUGGGUAAUUUUAAUUCAGAGAGGAGAUGGAUCUUGCGACUUAGAAUGCAUGGCACCUUAUUGCAAUUUAGAUUCUUCGACUCCCUAUUCUUCACCUCUCUCAUUUAAAAAUUCUGAUUGCUAUGAAAAUUGCAUUUACAGUCGUGGAUGCCCUGAAGAACUCUUGGGCAAUUCUGUAUGCAAUUCUGAAUGUAAUAAUUUAGAAUGUGGAUUUGAUUUAGGGGAUUGUGGAUACUGCGCACAAGGAUGUAAUUAUAAUUUAGGCUAUGAUUAUAUGCUGGGAAGUCACUGCUAUAAAGAAUGUAAUAAUUCAACUUGUUACUAUGGAGCUGGGAUUUGCAAAGAGUGCAACACUGGGUGCUCCUCAGAUAUGCUCGGAAAUAAUAAGUGUGAUCCUGCAUGCAGGACAGCAAGCUGCAAUUAUGAUUUCGGAGACUGUUCUACUUCUGAUUGCUCCGAUGGUUGCUUUUUAUGAAUGAUUGAAGACGGAAUCUGCCAGUCAGAGUGCCAUAACCAAAAUUGCAAUUGAGAUGGCACUGAUUGCGACUGUUCUCCAGGUUGUACAGAAGAUUUAUUAAAAAAUACUGUGUGCGAUUCUUUAUGCAAUAACUCUGCAUGCCUGUUUGACAAUAUGCUUUGUGGGUACUGCGCAAGUCUGUGCUAUAAAAAUAUGAUUGGAAAUGGAAUUUGCAAUCAAGAAUGCUAUAAUAAGGCCUGCAGCUGAGAUGUGAAGGACUGCCAAUGCGCAGAGACCUGCUAUCAUACAGAAUGAGGCAAAUGUUCUGAGGGUUGCAUGGUGCCUGAAUGCUCAUAUGACCAAUGCAGCUCCGAUCCAUCAAAGAGAUGCACUAAUAAAGAAGAGAUACUGCUAUAUGCGCAUUUGCGCUUAAUUAAUAAUGACUUAAAAACUGUUCCAAGCUUAAAUCAUUGUAAGGAAAAAACAAAGUGCAAUACGACCAGUCUGCUGGACUCUUCUGCUUGCAUGGCUGAAUGUGAUAAUGAAUACUGUGCUUAUUCGUGAAUAAAUUGUGACCCAGAACGAAGCUAUCAGUGUUCUGACUCCAAUUGUUUGAAAUGUUAUAAUAAGGAUCCUGGAGGGUGCUUUCAGUGUGACUAUUCAAAAACUCAUCAGUUUUUUGGUUACUGUUUAGAGAGCUGCCCUUCUGGAUUUACUUCUCUUAAUCUUUUUGAUGAGCUUGAUAUGUGCAUACCUGCUGAAGAUAAAUCAAAUAUGGGCUCUCCUGCUGAGUAUUAUGUGACUUCGAUACAGACUGAUGAUCCAAUCGGAGGUCUUGGGACUUAUGAGUCUCCCUUCCAAUCUUUAGCGCUUGCUUUAGCAACAAUAAACACCAAGGAUUCAAUUGUAUAUCUUUUAAAUGAUGGAGUCCAUUAUCUCACUCAACUCAAUCAGAGCUAUCCUAUUUAUGUCACAACAGAAGAUCCAACAAAGCCGUUUAACUCUCAGCUUCAACGAGAAAUACUAACAAUUACAACUCUUAACGAUGAUUAUGUAUAUCUCAAGCCAAAAAUUGAUUGAUCGAUUCUUACGAUAGCUAUGAAUAAUACUAAUUAUCUUGACAUAAGCAAUGUAAUCUUUGAUGGGAAUGAAUGGGUUCAUGGAAACAAUGGCUGCUUAGAUAAUGCAUGCUCUUAUUGUCCAACUGUAACCUUGCAGUACGACGGAACUUAUAAAGACGAUCGAAAUAGCCCAAUCUCAGAUUUCACAAAUUCAACCUACUGCAGCGAUUUCCAUAGCUGAAAUUUAUUUGAAAUUCUUCCUGGGACACAGCUGUUUUUAGAAAAUGUAGCAUUUAUCAAUUGAAGGCUGGAAGAGGCUUGGUCAAACCUGGCUGGCUCUAUCAGGCUCUAUGGCUCUAUCUGGCAGUAAGGCUCUACCGGCAGUCUGGCAGUCCGGCUAUCGGCUCUACCAGGGUCUACUGGGUCUACUGGAAGUCUGGCAGUAUGGCACUACUGGCUCUACCUGGGUCUAUAUGGCAGUCUACUCUACCGGCUCUACUGGCUCUACCUGAGUCUAUAUGGCAGUCUGGCUCUACCGGCUCUACUGGCUCUACUGGAUCUAUAUGGCAGUCUGGCUCUACCUGGCAGUUUGGCAGUCUGGCAGCCUGGCUCUACCUGGGUCUACUGGCUCUACCAGGGUCUACUGGCUCUACUCAUUAAAUUCCAAUCAUGUUUAUAAUUUAGAUAUCUUUUAUAAAUAAGGAAGGCCAUUUGCUCAGAUAAAAAUAAGGUGCAGCCAGCUAGGACUCUUUACUAAUUGCAAAUAUUAUUAUGUUAAAAUUAAAAAAUCAGUUCUGCUAUAAUUUUUUUUAUAACUAUAGAUAAAUCAUAAAACAAUUCUAAUAUAAAAAUUUUAACUCUUAUGACUGAAUCUUAUUAUCUUAUUCGAUAGACGGGUUCAUGCCCUUAAUUUUAACGCAAUCAUCAAGGAUCCCUUGGGGGAUUCACCCGCUUUGCGACCUUCCUUCCUUCCAGUCUCCUCCUUGCCUCUUGUAAUAGGCUCCAGUGUUGAGUGGGCAGGCUACGGGUUUGUGCGGCCUCCUGAGGCUGUGGAAUACGAGGUUGGCAUUCCGAAAUCCCAAAAAAUGGAAUUUCUGGUAGCCUGUCGGCAAAAGGGUUAAAUCCAGAUCUUGGGGCGUAACGCCCAGUUUCACACUAGGAGUUGCCCGAUUGGUCUAGGAAUUAUCUGUAAACCUUGCUGGGCUUGCCCUUUCCAAAUCUGAACCUCCUUUCCUCCGAGGUAAAAACCAGUCUCGAAGUUGGACUUGGGCUAGCUCUGCCUCCUGCAGAAUUGGUUAACUAGCAUUGCCGUCCAUGGGUUUGUGCGACCUCCUGAGGCUGAGAGAAUACGAAAUUGGCAUUCCGAAAUCCCAAAAAAUGGAAUUUCUGGUAGCCUGUCGGCAAAAGGGUGAAGUCCAGAUCUUGGGACUUAACGCUCAGUUUCACGCUAGGCAGUUGCCCGAUUGGUCUAGGUAUUACUUGUAGACCUUGCUGGGUUGCUCUUUCCAAAUCUGAACCCUCCUUUCCUUCGAGGUAAAAACCAGUCUCGAAGUUGGACUUGGGCUAGUCUCUGCCUCCUGCAGAAUUGAUUACCAUAGCAUUACUGUCCUUUUCAAGGCUAGAAAAACCUUGCCAGAUAUAAUUAAAAUAUGAGUCGAGGAUGUAUGGCCGUGAGGCCAUAUCUAGACGAAGAAGCCAUAUUUUAAUUAUGAUUUCACUGUUUUCAGUCUAUUGCUAAUAAAUAUCUUUAAAAUUUUGAUUUAAAAUGAUUCUGUAGUAAAUAAUAUUUUAUUUUUGGUAGAGCCUUACUGCCAGGUAGAGCCAGUAGACCCAGGUAGUCCCAGACUGCCGGACUGCCAGACUGCCAGAUAGAGCCAGACUGCCAGGUAGAGCCAGUAGGCCCAGAUAGAUCCGGACUGCCAGACUGCCAGGCUGCCAGGUAGAGCCAUACUGCCAGGUAGAGCCGGUAGAGCUAGUGGAACCUGACUGCCAGACUGCCAGGCUGCCAGGCAGACCCAGACUUCCAGACUGCCAGACUGCCAGUAGAGCCAUAGAGACAGACUGCCAGGUAGAGCCGGUAGAGCCAGUAGAGCCGAACUGCCAGACAGCCAGACUGCCAUAUAGAGCCAGUAGAGCCUUACUGCUUGAUAGAGCCAGUAGAGUCAGAUAGAGCUAGCCAGGUUUGACCAGAGGCUUCUCUAAUUUUUAAUGUUGGAGGAGACCUCAUUUUUAGCAAUGUCACGUUUGAUAAUAUUAGAACAGCUCCCAACCAAGAAUCAUCAGUUAUAAUUUAUAGAAAUUGCGGAAACAAGUAUUAUGAUUGCGGAGAUUUGGUGAUUGAAGGAGGCAAAGUGUCAAGGCUUAAUAACGGGUUUGAGUAUUCCAAAGAUCUCAUUUUCAGAGGGUUUUUGCUAGCUUAUAAGAUUGGAAAUAUUGAAUUGCAUGAUAUCGAAUUCACUGAAAACGCAGUUUAUGCCCCAGAAACCAAUGUUAGUGUGUCUUCACUCAUUUAUUUACCCCUUCAUGAUCAACAAUUUUUUUUCUCAGAAGGGAGUUUGUUGUUUUUAUAUAUAAAAGUAUCCGAGUUUUCAAUAGUAUGAAAUUAAAAAUAUAGACUUGUUAGUAAAUUUUAUACUUUAAAAUGCGGGUGGUUUAAAUUUAAAUAGAAUGUGCUAGAGGUUUUAUUUUCUAAUUAUUACUAUUUAUCAAAAUAUCUUAUGAAUAGUGCUUUGCUCUUAUCGGAGGGAAAAAUUAGAAAUUUUUAGAAGAAUUGAUAUUCAUAACUGCAACUUUACUUAAUCUUCACCUCUUAAAAAUCUUGCUCGCUCACGCAUUGGCUUUGACUUAUUUUAUAUAUAUUUUAUGUUUAAGUUGCCUUAAUUAAAAAAAAUAAAUAAUUUAGCUUCCGUUUAGAAUGCAAGCUGUAUAGAUUGAAUAAAAUUAAUAAAGAUUUGCAUUAUAUAAAUAUCACAAAUAUAUCAAUAUAUGUUUUUUAUAAAAUAUUUUUUGCAACAAUUUUUUGAUAUCUAACGGAAUAGAUUUCCCGAAAAAAAUAGAGGUUUUUAAAUGGUUUUGUAAAUUACGGAGGGAGAGAUAUAAUUAUGUAAAAGAUGGGCUAAUAUAUGCAAUGCCGACAAAUUUAUUAUUAAAGUCAGAUGUUAAUUCAGAAAAUGAAAUUGAGGAUUACUUGAUAAAUCAUAUAUCAAUCACGAACAGCAUCUUUAAAAACAAUUAUGCAGUAUCAGCAGGUAUUCUAUGAGUGAGCUAUCAAAUUGAAUUGCAAAAUAUAUACUUUGGGUCAGUAGAUAUUGAGAAUAAUGCAGUUGAAAGCGGUCCUAUUAUUUUUAUUUAUAAUGCCAUUGUUCGAGAUUCUUAUAUUCACGGUGUGACAUCUAUCAUAACUACAUCUAAGGGCAAAAGAUUGUCUGCAUAUCAAAGGUAUCGGACAUUCCACUGAGCAUACGUCAACUUCAUUAAUAAUUUUUCAGGAGGUUCUGGAAUGUUUGAAAUUACCAAGCUUGUCAAUAUGCGGUUUGAGAAUGUCACAAUGAAUUCAAAUGGAAGUUCUGAUUUAAAAAAUGAAGAUAUUAAUACUAUUCUUUUCAGCUAUUGAUUGAAUGAUAGCAGCAUAUACCUAAAGCAAUACAUUCCUGCAAGCACUUUUGAUUGCACAUCAUUGGCUUACCUCGAUACUGCGACAAACAUCAGCAUAAUCAAUUCUCAUUUAGAAAAUAACUACUGCAAGGAUUCUCUUCCCACAAUUUGCAUAUAUUCUACCAAUAUUAUAUUUAUCAAUGCAACAGUAUUCGAUGGUAACUAUGGUGCAUCGACUGUCUACCCAACUAUUUUACUAAUUGAUGGAGGAAAUGAGACUUCAAUUGAUUAUUCAGAUUUUAUGAACAAUAGAAAUAACGAAUUAGAAUUGGGAUAUGGAUCCAUCUAUAUAAAGGGUGUUAAUCAUUCUGUUUCAAUGUUCAAAACAAACUUUGAAAAUAACUAUGCAGUUAAUGGAGCAGUUGUAUUUAGCGGAAGAACCAUUAAAAUUUGUCAGUGCGAUUUUACAUCCAAUCAAUCUCCAACAGAUGGGGCAGGCAUAUAUAUUUCACAUGCUUUUCAUGGCACAAUGAAUAUAAGUAUUAGUGAAUGCACAUUUACUCAAAAUGAGGCAAACUUGGGAUCUGGAGGGGCGAUUUUUCUAAAGAACACUGGAGUUUCUUCUAAUCUUAUAUCCUUCUCUCUUGCAGAAUCCAAUUUUACUAAAAACAAUGCAAAUUAUGGAUCAGGACUAUAUAUUUCCAGUGACGUGAAAUUGUAUGGGUAUGCAAAAGUUGUACAGUGCGAAUUUAUUGAGAACUAUGUCCAUAAUUCAGGAGUAGUAGCUGUCUUGUUUAGAGCCGGGGUUUUGGAAAUGUCUCAAUGCACUUUUAGUUUAAAUGUUGGGAGACUAGGCUCUGCAAUUUAUGCAGAGCAUGCUGAUGAUUCAGUUUUAACUGCUUCAAAAGUUCUUAUUGAUAGCUCUAACUUUAAAGAAAAUACAGGCAAGGCGGUGAUUUUCCUAUCAAACUCGGAUGUCUUUUCUUAUAUCAAAACAAGCUAUUGCAACUUCACUUCAAAUAGUGGUGUAGCUAUCCAUUUAGAUUAUGAUCAGUGAUUUGAUCAAAACUCAACUUUUAAACUGAAUGUAGGAAUAGAGGGCGGAGGAUUGAAAAUGCUAGAUGGCUCCUCAGCAAGCUGUGAAAACACUUCAUUCAUCGAAAACGUAUCUGGUGGCAACGGAGGGGGGGUAUCAUUAGGUUCAAAGUCACAAUUCAGCUGUGCUUCCUGCUAUUUUAUAAACAACCAGGCAAAUUUUUCUGGAGGUGCAAUAUACAAUGAACAGAGCUCUGUACUCAAUAUUUCCUAUACAGUUUUUCAUAAAAAUCAAAGCGGUGAUCAAGGGUCAGCAGUUUAUUUGUUGGGCUCUACAUCGCCAACUUCAAAUAUCUCUCACUGCGGUUUUAUAGAAAACUACUCAAGCAAUCAAGCUGCUGUCGCUUUGCUGGAUUCAUCAAUCUUUAUUAAUCUAUACUCGUUUAAAGUCCAUUACUAAGCUGCUCGACUACAGCUUCCUCCAACACUACUCUGGGACGAAUUUCUCACCAUUUUCCUCGGGCCCGCCAAAGGCGUGGCCACUUCUGACUUUGAUUACUAUCAAUCUUGAAGUUUGGGCUCCUACGACUCUUCUUUGAGCUUAGGCAUCUACUUGAGUCCGUUAGGCACCCUAAAGUUCCCAGUCCCACCGCCUGGAGUAUAUGGCGCCCUUCUGAAAAUUUCGAUUCCUUAAGGUCAGGAGUCCGGUAGUAAAAGUGGCUCCAUGUUAAAUGACAGCGGAUUUUUGACAGUGUAAAUUUCAUCGAAAAUCAUUUGGUCGAAAAUUUUUAAUAGUGACAUUUGGCCGAAAAUUAACGGUUUUUUUCGGUCAAAUGUCUCACUAUCAAAAAGUUUCAACCAAUUUUCGGCAAAAAUAUUUCGGUGAAAUGGGCACUAUCAACAAGGCAAUGCCAUUGGGCCUGCACCCAGUAAAAAUCGCCCAGCCCUUGCUUCCCUGACAUAACUGAGAUAAAUUCACCAGGGGGAAACCAAACCUUAUAAUUAAAAUAUGCAAGUGAGAAAUUUUCGGUGGGAGACCAGAAAAUUCGAACGACGCCAUAUUUUAAUUAUGCUGGAUUCAUCAAUCAGCAUUGGGUUUUCUGCCUUUUCUCGCAACCUUGCGAAUUCAAUCACUCCUGGAAUUCUUUUGACUCUGUCUAAUGCAACAAUACAUUCCUCUACGUUUUUCAACCAAACUGGCCAGCAAGGGAGUUUCAUCUACGCUACAACACAGAGCUUGGCUGACAUUUAUAAUUCUACCUUUGAGAACGGCACAAGCACAAGCUCAGCCGGAGCAAUUUUUUCGAUUUCAAGCACUGUUUUGAUCAAUAAGAGCAAGUUCGAAAAUAAUGCUGCAAGCGGAGGUGGAGGAGGAGUAAUUUUAUCAUAUUCCAGCAGCGUCUUGCAUGUUAAUGAUAGUUCAUUUGUGAAUUCCUACUGCACAGAUAGAGGAGGGAUCAUAACUGCAUAUGAAGGAGAUUUGACAUUACAAAAUACUAGCUGUGAAAACUAUAAGGACGGAGCAAUUGCUGCAGAUAAAAUGCACUCACUCCCUCCCUUUAAAUUGGAACAAAAAUCGGUAAAAUUUACUAUUCUGGGUACCUUAACCCCUUUAAAUUGGAAGGAUUUUUUUCCAAUUUAAAUAGGGAGUUAGUAUAUCUUAAAAACUCAAAAUUUUAUAAGGGAGUAGGCACACUUGGAGGAGCCUUAUUUUGCACAUCAUGCAACAUCAUCGAAAUUUCUGAUUCUGAAUUUUCUGAAAAUCAUGCAUAUACUGGAGGAGCUUUAUAUUUAUACACAACCGGCGAUAAUAAAAUUUCGAAACCAUAUAUCAUAAGCAAAUCUAUUUUCACAGAAAAUAAAUCAGCACUGGGUGGUGGGAUUUAUACCGAUAAUAUAAGUCUAAAUGUAUCUUCAUCUGCGUUCAGCCAGAAUAGGGCAGAGUCAGAUACUUCUGUCACAAGCUCGAUUCCCACAUUGGGUAAUGGAGGAGCAAUAAACUUGGCUUGCUCGGAUUUGGCAAGCUGUGCAUUCAACAUAACAGAUUGUAAUUUCACUGAAAACUUUGCUACAUCAAAUGGUGGGGCAAUAAAUUGGGAAGACUGCAUGCCUUUUGUAGAAGGCAAUGAUUUCUCGAACAACGAGGCUCAAUAUGCACCAGAAAUAUCAUCAUACGCAGUACAACUCACAGCCCUUGAUAAAUGGGGCAAUGCUACAGAUUCUAAUAGAGUCUUAGCUCCCUUUUAAGAAUGAGACAAAAUUAUUAUGAAAAUCCCUAUUUUUGAGGAAAGUUAAAUGCAAGCAAAAAUAUUUUUGAUAUAUAAUUAAUAAAUAUUAUAAAUUAAUUAAUCUCUUUUUUCAAAUAUUUACAAUUGAGAUAUUUUACAAAUUUUAUAUAAUUAAUUAUCAAAUAUUUAUCCAUUUUAAAAUCUAGCAAAAAUCUUGAUAACUCUUAAAUAGGAGUAAGUGAUAUAGUUCUUAAAGAUGUAGCAUCAGGGCAAAUAGUAGUCCAAAGUCUAAUUCUGGCGCUAGUUGAUUAUUUUAAAAAUACGAUCACAACCGAUAAUAUAAGCACUGCAGAGCUAUCGACUGAAAAGUCAGUUACAACAGCACUUUCCGGCACAACUAAAGUUACAGCUUCAAAAGGUGUAUUUUACUUCUCUGAGUUUAUUAUAUCAGCAGAGCCUGGAUCAGAAGUUUCUAUCAAAGUUGCUACUAAUGGAAUUGACGAGUCCAACUCCAAAAAACUUUCCCCAGAUAUCGAGUUCAUCACAAGUCUUGAAAUUAAUGUCGCAUUAAGAGAAUGCGUAAUAGGGGAGGCAACUGUGGGAGUCACUUGUAAAGUGUGUGAAGCAAACUAUUAUAGUUUAAACCCGAAUAACACCCAAUGUUUGCCUUGUCCUUCCUCGGCAAUUUGCUAUGGAAAUUAUACAAUGGUUCCAACAUCAGGACACUGAAGAUCAAAUAAUAUGUCGAUCAAAUUCUGGGAAUGCCCAUUAAGCUCAGCUUGCAUUGGCUCCCCGUCGCCUCCUAAUGUUUCAUUAACGGGGCUCUGUGACACUGGAUACGAAGGCAAUAUGUGCCAAGGAUGCUCAGAAGGCUAUUCACGAGUAGGAAAAAAUUCAUGUGGAAAAUGCCCUGAUGAUGUUGCUAAUUCUUUUCGAGUUAUUUUUAGUUUAAAAGUUAAAACGAUUAUGCUGACCAUAAGAGGAUAAGCAACGAGUCGCCGCCACAUUGGCUCUAAGGUUGCCUUUUGGAUUUUCCACCUGAACCACCUGGCCAGAGGAUAAGCUCCUUUCAGGAUCUCCGUUUGUAGAGUGCUCCGAUGGUGCCGAUGAGUGAAAACAGCGUGCCAGGCAAAAUCUGCCUCGCCCAUCUGGCAGGGACAGAAAAACCUUCGGGAUAGAAACAAAAAAACCCUGCUUCGGUAGACUUCUAAUUGAAAUAUUUUAUUUAGCUCUCGAAGAGCUCGCUUUCGCUAGCAAUCUCUCUGGUCCAUCUCUCCAUAAAAAGGUGUCGCCUCGGGCUCUUAUUUCUGUCAACUUCACCAUUUAUUUCUUGUUGAGUUAUAGGAAUGUUUAUCCUCAUGGUCAUUGUAGCAGGAAUUAUGGUUAGAACGACCCAGAAAAGUGCAUACGUGCCCAAAUCCAUGCAAUCAAUAUAUAUAAAAAUUUUCGUAAAUUAUCUCCAAUUGGUGAUGCUUAUGAGCACAUUUGAUUUGUCAUGACCAAGCACUGUACUUGAAAUUUUUGCAGUACAAAAUAACGCCGGAUCAAUAAGCGAUCAAAUUUUUUCCUUUGAUUGCUUCCUAGACUCAGGAAAUGGGCAAAAUGAUAUCUAUUUUAAAAAGCUGGUAAUUAUGGCAGCUGUACCAAUUUUUAUUGGAUUUUGCUCAUUAUUAUUUUGAUCACUGAUAGCUUUGCAUAGGCAUGAUAGGAGCUCUUUUAAGAACAAUUUAGUAUCAACAAUAGUAAUCUUAUUGUUUCUUUUUCACCCAAAUUUAGUCAAAACCAUGUUUUCUGUAUUCAGCUGUAGGGAAAUAGACAGUGGAGAAUAUUGGCUUGUUGACAAUCUAAAUAUAAGAUGCUGGGACGAGAGACACAUUUUUUACUCUAUCCUUGUAGCUAUACCUGCAAUUAUAAUUUGGGGCAUAGGAAUCCCUACCGUUUCUUUAUUCUUUUUAUACAAAAAUCGAAAGCAUCUGGAUUCUAUUAAUGUUAGGCUCCGAUUUGGAUUUUUAUUUAAUGGGUAUAAAUCGAGAAGCUAUUUCUGAGAAUUUAUUAUACUAUAUCGGAAAAUUCUUAUUGUCUGCUGUUCAGUGUUCUUGGCAAACGUUUCCACCAAUGUUCAAGCUCUUACAGUAAUGGGAUUAAUACUUUUCUGCAUCUACAUCCAUAAUAAAAGCAAGCCUUACAAUGGUGAAAUUCUGAAUAAAAUGGAAGCGAGAUCACUCUUAGUUGCUGGGAUAACUAUUUAUUGCGGCCUUUAUUAUCUGACAAAUGAUUUAGACUCUCCUUCAAAGUUAUUCUUUUUCUUUAUUAUCUUAGGAGCUAACAUAUACUUCCUCUACUACUGGCUAAAUAAGAUGUUUGGAGUUGGCUUGGAAGUUUUGAGCCAAGUAAUCCCAUACUUUAAAAGGAAAUGCUCAAAAAAAGUGAUGGAUGGAUUUGAUGAUGGACUCUUUGGAGAAUCGGAAUUGAAACAUGUACGAAUUAGAGAGGGCGAAAAAAUAUUUUCUAUUGUCCCUGGAGAAGCUAUGCUGCCUAGUCAUGCAGUUGAGCCUGAGUUGGUAGAUUUACUUAAUAUGAAUAUAAAAGAAUUAUUUUUGCAAAAAGCCAAAGAAAACAUUGAAAAAUCGAAUGUACGAAAAAUAUCAUUUUAUAGUGAUGAAAUGCAGCAAAACACAGGAAAUAUAUCUGAAUCUGACACAUUCACAAGGUAA